AUGGUUCCCUUGGGAGAUCUUGCCCGAGAAACUGAUGUGCCGUUGCUUGCAAGACAACCGUCCUGUGAUGCCUCCGCCUUCCACGUAGCGGCAUUCCUGGAUCCGUCGAUCGAUAUCAAAUGGAGUAAACGUCUCCAGGAAUACGAUUCCGCCCACGGCGACGUCUGCGCCGAGCCAAUUCAGAGUCAGAUUUUGGCUCGCUCGCUCAACAUGACCAGCAACGAAUACGUUUUCAUAUAUCCAAUUCCAGUUCAAGGACCAGAUUCCUUACCGAUACAAAUAAAUGCAAACGACAAGGAUUCAGUGGAACUCUAUAAACAGGUGGUGACCUUAAAUUUUCCCCUGCCAGACUAUGCCGCCCGAUUAUCUUUGGGGAACGCUGUAGCACGUACUGCGGAGACACUGUUUCAUUACAACUACAGCGACGAUGAGAAGACUAACGAGAUCACACUGUCUAUACCAGAAAUGAUGAUUACUAUUGGCCAGGUUUUGAGCGAGUUUGAGGACAUUGGCUUUCCGCUGAGCACACAGGAAUUCCGUAAAGCUUUUCUCAAGCGGCGCUUCCAAACAAAUAUGCGACCGGUAGUGAUGGGUGGACUUGGAAUGCGAUUGGUUGAUUCAGUCUUCUCCAGGCUCAACACGACGACACAAACGUUUCAAGCAGCCUGGUAUUUUAAUUUCACACUGAAAACACUGACCAAAACUUCGGCCCUGGCGGACGAUUGGAACGGCGCUUAUGCUCCUCCUCUUAAUGAGCCCAUUUGUGGUUUUCGAGGAGACCGAUGCGCAGAAACUGAUAAUACAAUCGCUAUCAUAGCUGGAUCGAUCGGCGGAAUUGUUGUUAUCCUGAUUGCUAGUUUGCUAGGAGUUUUCUACUACAUGAAACACUCACUAACGGCGGAUCGCAGCAACUGGUGGCUUCUUGUGCCAAAGGUCAUGGCUGUGUCUCCCAGUCUCGGCGUCCAGAUUAUGCCGCUUGGCCACGAUUCGCUGUGGCUGCGAACUGAGGUUAUUGGCAUUAGCGAAGAAGAUAUCUUGGCGAUGCGUCCAAUUCGUACCGUGUGUUCUCAGAUUCGUCACAUUCACCACGAAAAUAUCUCCCAUUUUCGUGGUAUAUUUUUAUCCACACCCAAAACGACAUCUAUAGUCUGGGAAGGCGGACAAGGAACGCUGCGCUCCUUCUUAUCAAAAGAAAUCAUCAUGUGCGACGCAGUGAUUCAACUGCAUUUCGUCUGCAACGUAAUCCAGGGUCUUCACUACCUUCACCUCCAAACUUCGGUUCGGUACCACGGAAGUUUAUCCAGUUUGUCAGUAGCUCUCGAUAGUCGUUUCACUGCCAAACUAUGUGAUGCCGGAUCUCGAAAGAUCUACCAGAUUCUUAGCAAGUCUUCUAGCUUUACUCUAGCUGAUCAGGAUGUUAUGCUUCCGCCGGAUAGACAGACUGACGGUUCGCAGUCGAAGGAUAUAUUCGCUCUUGGUAUCGUUAUGUACGAGAUCCUAAAGGGCAUGCCGGUAUUUCCCAGCAGCACCAUUAACACCAGUUCAGUCAAACAUGCAAACGCUGAUUUCCAAACGGCUUCAAUCGACAUGAUAGCGAAAUGCAUCGUUGCGGACCCAGCACGCCGACCGUCUAUUAGGGAAGUCGCGGAUCGUCUGAAUAAAUUCCGGCCAAAGGGAAGCGUUGUAGCUAAUAUACUGCAUCGGCUAGGAAAGCACGCGGAACACUUAGAGCAUAUCGUUUCUCACCGAACUCAGGAAUUGUUAUCGGAGCAGCAUAAAGUGGAUUUGCUGUUGGGCGAAAUCAUUCCUCCAUCGAUAGUCACGAAACUCCGCAACAAAGUUGUGAUUCCUCCGGAGAGUUUCGAAGCGGUAACCAUCCUCUUCAGCAGUAUGGUUGGGUUUGACCUUUAUUGCAAAGCCAGGUCGCCCUUUGAAGUGGGCAUAUUUUUGAAUGAACUGUAUUUGUUCAUCGACGGGUACCUGGCUUCUUUCGAUGUCUACAAAGUGGAAACAAUCAAAGAUGGUUACGUCGUAGCAAGCGGAGUACCUAUCCGUAACGAGGAACGACAUGCCAAGGAGAUCGCAUCGUUUGCUUUAUUGGUGCUGCGCAACUGCACAAAAGACAAACUGAAGAACUAUCUCCCGAUCAGGAUAGGAAUACACACAGGGACGAUUGCUGCCGGGGUUGUCGGUUCCGUUAUGCCGCGUUACUGCUUAUUUGGAGACACGAUGAACACGGCUAGUAGAAUGGAAAGCCAUGGUUAUGAAUCGAAGAUUCACAUCAGUCCUAGCACAAAAGAAUUUCUAACUGGUGACAAUCGCUUCAAUAUCGAAUCACGUGGGCUUAUAACUGUCAAGGGCAAAGGAAUGAUUGAAACUUUCUGGUUGAAUCAAGGCAAUACAGCAUAGUCAUUAACUAAUGACAGCUUGCCGGUGCAUUUAUCAUUGAAACUCUUCUACAAUUAUUAGUUUUGCUGAGUGCACGAACGAUGCAGCUUGGCGGCAACGUGCAUCAUAACGAUAACCGGCCAUUUGCUUCUUUUUUUAGUGUCAUACGUUGAACCGUAAAUAUCGCGAAAUAAUGCGUAAGCGGCGCUCCCGGCACUUUCAGUUUCCAACAUUACUUGCAAA
Paramacrobiotus metropolitanus is the source of this 2631-nucleotide messenger RNA. RefSeq names its product speract receptor-like. Gene Ontology annotation, molecular function: peptide receptor activity; ATP binding; protein kinase activity. The transcript has 20 exons. The record is from RefSeq and is a predicted model, not a curated record. Bases 1 to 2409 code for a protein of 802 amino acids. NCBI's taxonomy places the organism in Eukaryota, Metazoa, Tardigrada, Eutardigrada, Parachela, Macrobiotidae. Gene Ontology annotation, biological process: cGMP biosynthetic process; intracellular signal transduction; receptor guanylyl cyclase signaling pathway.